AUGGCGGCAGAGAGACGGUCUCCGUGGGUUCCGGUCCCGGGCCUUGCUCUGCUGGUCUCGAUCCUCCUCGUCCCGCCGUGCGUCUCUCAGCCUGAGAAGGGGGUCUCCAUUCUGGAUCAGGGUUUCUGUCAGUCCAUCUCCAUCCCGCUCUGCAGAGACCUCGCCUACAACCAGACCAUCAUGCCCAACCUGCUGGGCCACACCAACCAGGAGGACGCGGGUCUGGAGGUCCACCAGUUCUACCCGCUGGUCCAGGUCCAGUGCUCCGUGGACCUGCGGUUCUUCCUGUGCUCCCUGUACGCGCCGGUCUGCACGGUUCUGGAGCGGCCCAUCCCGCCCUGCAGGUCUCUGUGUGAGCGGGCCCGGCUCGGCUGUGAGGAGCUCAUGAACAAGUUCGGCUUCCUGUGGCCCGAGAGGCUUCGCUGCGAGGACUUCCCGGUUCACGGGGCGGGAGAGAUCUGCGUGGGUCAGAACACGACGGACUCGGACGACCCCACAUCAGACCCGACCCCCAACCUGCCCGAGGUUCUGACCCUGCCGACCCCCAACCAGCCCUUCUCCUGCCCCCGGGUGCUCCGGGUGCCCUCCUACCUGAACUACCGUCUCCUGGGGCUGAAGGACUGCGGCGCCCCCUGUGAGACCUCCAGACCCAACGGACUCAUGUACUUCAGUGAGGAGGAGCUGAGGUCUGGCCGGCUCUGGGUCGGGAUCUGGUCCGUUCUGUGCUGGGUCAGCACCCUGUUCACCGUGCUCACCUCCCUGGUGGACCGGAGGCGGUUCCGAUACCCGGAGAGGCCGAUCAUCCUCCUGUCCGGAUGCUACUUCAUGGUGGCGCUGGCGUUCACCGCCGGCUUCCUGUUGGAGGACAAACUGGUGUGUCGUGGUUUCAACAGUGCCGGGUACAGGACGGUGUCCCAGGGCUCCGUCAGGGACGGCUGCUCCGUCAUCUUCAUCGUCCGGUACUUCUUCGGCAUGGCCGGCUCCGUCUGGUGGGUCGUCCUGUCCCUCAGCUGGUUCCUGUCGGCGGGGAUGAAGUGGAGCCAGGAGGCCAUCGAGGCUAACGCGCAUUACUUCCACGUGGCAGCCUGGGCGGUGCCGGCGGUUCAAACCCUCACCAUCCUGGCGAUGGGGCGGGUGGAGGGCGACCUGCUCACCGGAGUCUGCUACGUGGGGGUCUACGACCUGGACGCCCUGCGGGGCUUCGUCCUGGCGCCGCUGUGCGUCUACCUCCUCGUCGGCACUUCCUUUCUGCUGGCCGGCUUCGUGUCGCUGCUCCGAAUCCGCACCGUCAUGAAGCACGCCGGCACCGAGACGGCGGAGCUGGAGAGGCUGACGGUGCGGAUCGGCGUGUUCGGCGUGCUGUACACGGCGCCCGCCGCCGCCGUCAUCGCCUGCUGCUUCUACGAGCAGGCCUCCAGGCCGCGCUGGGAGAGGACCUGGCACAUGAAGACCUGCAAACACUUCGGCGUGCCGUGUCCCGCCGAGGACUUUGAACCGCUGACGCCGGACUUCACCGUGUUCAUGAUCAAGCACCUCAUGACCCUGAUCGCCGGGGUCACAUCCGGAUUCUGGAUCUGGUCCGGGAAGACACUGCAGUCCUGGUUCCGGUUUUGUAAGAGACUGAAGAGAAACAACCAGGAGUAA
Molecule: messenger RNA, 1644 nt
Organism: Anoplopoma fimbria (sablefish)
Lineage: Eukaryota; Metazoa; Chordata; Actinopteri; Perciformes; Anoplopomatidae
Product: frizzled-7-like
Exons: 1
Coding region: 1-1644 (547 amino acids)
Biological process (GO): non-canonical Wnt signaling pathway; canonical Wnt signaling pathway
Cellular component (GO): plasma membrane
Molecular function (GO): Wnt-protein binding; Wnt receptor activity
Source: RefSeq, a predicted model, not a curated record